CUCAACAUUAAUGUGAGUGGUCAUAGUCUUAGCUGGUUGGUAUACAUCGCAUGUAAUAACUAAAUACCUAAGUUGCUUGAAAUCAAGUGUAUAAAAAAUAAAAAUUAGAGCUUUUAGGUUCAAAAACGAAUUACUUUGACACAGCAAAUCAAGUAUUAAAAUUUCACCGUAGGGGUCGAGUUUCAUUCAAAUGAACUUGACUUAUAGUUUCUUUCCCGUUUACUUCCAGAUUUGUUUUUUCUUUUUUUAUCACUACUCGUAGGUGCCCUAUGCGGCUCUGUAAGUGGUAGCACAAGUUUUAAACGUACAAAAAAAUCAAAGAACCAAAUUAAAAUCGGUCUAAUACAGUUUGUUCUUAAAAGUUCCGAGUUUUUCUCCUUCAACUGCUCGACCACGGUAAACUUCAGUGAUGAAAUUCAAUAAUUUACUAGAGGCUUUCACUAUCUUGAACUUGCAAGCUUUCAGUGCGGCGUUUCCCUCGGGAUGUAAGUCCAAAAUCAGUAAUGAGCUUGUCCAAUCGCAGUAUCAUAGAAAUGCACUUGAGCCUAAUUCACCACAGGAUGACCAUCUCAACUUGGCUUCAGGAUUAAGAAGAAACCAAAAUGCGAUUCAAGAACAUCUGCUGCAAACGGAUGGGGAACACUCGCCUUACCUUUCUGACAGGUAUAUUUUGGAAAAUCUUUUGGCAGAUAGCAAAGAAAUUUUAACAAAACCGAAGGAAAGAGUGAAUGAAAAAGAUGACAACGAGAAUAACCUGAAGAAAUCGCGACUCGACUCACACUUGUCAAUGUAUUCGAUGGAGGAUCUGGUUCAAGACACCUCCCUCAUUGUAAAAGUAAUGGUCUGGCCUAUUACAGAAUUGAUUUCCCUCAUUUCUGACACACUUAGUGUCGCUGAUGAUGAUGAUGAUGAUGAUGAUAAUUAACUUGAACUCGCUGUUUAAUAUUGGAAAUACUAUGCAAGGAUCCAGGUAAUUUCAUAAGGGUUCGUGUUCUUUUAUCCGAGAUUUUCUGCGACACUUUGCCUAGGUAUUACAUGCAUACGUCACGGGUUGCAAGAGAGCGCACUUGUAAUAUGUAACCCUCUUUCCUCACUUUUCUUGACACCCCCCCCCUCACCCUCUUGCCAUGCGACGUGCCCCCUCCCCCACCCGCCAAAAAAUUAUGAAUAAGUUAAGUUAAGCGUUUAGUAAAAUCUGGAGCGCUUAUGGCUUUUAUAUUUCAAAGGCAUGCAGAAAAAAAAAUGGGAAAUUUAA
This is a messenger RNA of Bemisia tabaci, 1255 nucleotides long. Lineage: Eukaryota; Metazoa; Arthropoda; Insecta; Hemiptera; Aleyrodidae. The record is from RefSeq and is a predicted model, not a curated record.